Dreissena polymorpha is the source of this 5664-nucleotide messenger RNA. RefSeq names its product contactin-like. The coding region runs from base 207 to 3950 and encodes 1247 amino acids. The record is from RefSeq and is a predicted model, not a curated record. Gene Ontology annotation, molecular function: protein binding. Gene Ontology annotation, biological process: cell-cell adhesion. The transcript has 27 exons. NCBI's taxonomy places the organism in Eukaryota, Metazoa, Mollusca, Bivalvia, Myida, Dreissenidae.
GGUGACAGUUGACAGUGCUUCAUUGCAGUGGACUUUAUCCUCCAAAACGUAUUUAUGGUGCGAGAGAUCCGGCAAUAAUCUGUAACAGUCUGGGCAUUUCAAGACAUCAUUAAUCUUUUUGAUAAAUGUUAUGGUGCGUGCGGGAUGAAAUGUUUAAUUAAUAUUUUUAAUGCGAGAAAAACGAUUUACCGUGGAGACCUGCAAAUAUGGGACUGACUGUUUUAUUAUUGUAUGUAUGUGGAUUAAUAACACCGGCCGUAGUUAUUGCACAAUCCUGUCCGCUACAGUGGCGAGCGUUCGAACAGUCCUGCUACCUCUUCUACAACCAAGACUGGCUCAACUACACCGCCGCCCUGGCCCACUGCUUUUCCUUUGGAUCGGUUCUUGUUUCGGUUAACAGCGUCGCCGAACACAAUUUCAUCGUUCAACACCUGAACAAUCACGCAAUUCAUGGCGACACCUACUACACGAGCGGCGCCGUGGAUCCCUUCAGGGACCCCUGGAGGAUUCAGUGGCAGGGCGACGGAAGUCACGUGAACACGGUCCUUGAGGAUACGCGCUGGCUCUCAAUAGCCGAUGCCAAUCUGUCGCAGCCGAGACUCAUUUACAAAACAAGCGGUUUACGCUACGGAUGGAGUAAGUCCCCAUCCACAGUCAAGAUGCUACUGAUAUGCGAGAUUCCCGUGCUGGAGUCCUACAGGGUCAACCUAGACCAGCGAGACAUCACGUACGGUACCAAUUUCUCGGACGUCCGCGUCGCUCCCCACGGCCCUUUUUUCACCGCUCAACCCCGGAACCUCGUCGUGAUUUCCGACUCGGCUACCAACGCCGAGGGUGACAAGUUCGCCAUAAGCCUCGAGUGCGUCGCCGACAGCAUUCCGCCGCCGGCGUACCGUAUGAUUCAGACGCGGGACGACGGAACCAAGGUCAUCAUAACGUCGGACAACGACUCUCGAUACACGAUGAAUGGAGGUCGACUAGUGAUCCAGAAUCCCGAGGCGAGGCUGGACGCGGGCGUCUAUCAGUGCCAGGCCAGCAAUCAGUUCGGAACCAUCUACAGCGACCUUGGAAAUAUAACAUUCGGGGUACUGGAACAGUUCCCCAACGUGAUAAGAGCGCCAGUGGUGGCCAUGGAGUACCAAAGUGCAGUGAUCGAGUGCUCGCCCCCACAGUUCAGACCAGCCGUUACGUACCAGUGGUACCGCAAAGACAGAUCCGACUUUCUGCGGCCGGACCUCAACCCGCAUAUUUUCAUCUCGAGAAACGGAAAGCUCUACUUCUCGGAAGUGACGCAGACGGACGAAGCGAACUACUUCUGCAUCGUGAAGCUGACUUCCGGCAACGACCCGAUGAGCACCGCGCAGCCGCCGAGCAGAAUCAGCCUCCCAACCUCCCUCCAAAUAAAGAACAGUGUGCCUGCCAUGUGGGGCCCGGUCAUUGCAGAUGGGUUUAUAGCAUCGCAUCCAAAUAAACCGCUUCGUGGCCAGGAUGUUGCACUGGAAUGCUUCGCAUAUGGGACGCUGCCGAUGACGUACUCGUGGUCACGCAAGGAUGCUAGUCUUCCUCAAGGCGCCGCCCUCUCUGAUCACAACCGGAAGUUGGAGCUUUAUGACGUUACGCUGGAGGAUUCUGGGAUAUACUACUGUCACGUGACGAGGACCUCAGGGCAGACAGCGUUAGCGGCCCACAACCUCAUGGUGGAAUCCUCUCCGUACUUUGUGUUCCCCCUCUCUGACCUGCACGUUGACGCCGGUAGCCGCUUCUCCUGGUCGUGUGAGGCGAAGGCGAUCCCCCGGGCCGUAUAUGUGUGGUACAAGGACGGAGAGACGCUUCAUCCGGUGGAGGGUGACAUCGCUGUUCAGGCGAACGUGCUAACCAUAUUUAGAGCUCAUGCGAGCCUGCACGACGGGAUGUACCAGUGUGUGGCUAUUAAUUCGCACGGUAUCGCCCACAGCUCCGCACAGCUUCGUGUCCUAGCGUUCGCACCGACCUUCGUCAAGAAACCGCUGAAACCCAGUACCAGCGCCGCAAUAGGAGGUCACGUAACAAUAGAGUGCUCACCAGAAGCGGCGCCUAAACCGGAAGUCACGUGGACAAGGAAUGGCAUCACGGUGAACGCUGUACCUGACGACGGUAUGUCCCGGGUGCGGUUGCGUGGCAACGGCGGUCUGCAUAUAGCGGAAGUGCAGACGGGCGACGCCGGGCUCUACUGCUGCGUCGUUACCAACGCCCACGGCAGCGACACGAGCUGUGGAGAAUUUAAAGUCGUCCAGAGAACGGUCCUGCUAUCCCCACCUAAUGAUGUCCGCGCUAACGUCAACACUACGGCCACGUUGAAUUGCGAGGCGUCGUUUCCGGUGUCCGCGGACAGCUUGUACGGGUGGAAGUUCAACGGGCGCGAUAUAAAACCGGCCAACUCUAGCCAUUACGUCGUAGGCACGCGCCAGUCCCCAGGCUCCCUCUACGUCAUACAGGCCCAGUACGAGCACAGCGGGUUGUACACCUGCGUCGCACAGACCACGCACGAUUCCGUCAAUGCGUCCGCAUUACUUGCAGUCGAAGGUCCCCCAGGCGCCCCCGCAGGCGUCUAUGUGGGCGCGAUCGUGAACACUUCCGCCACCGUGUACUGGACGGAAGGGGAUCGCCACGGUCGCGACUUGCAAUACCACACCAUUGAGGCGUCAAACGAGCACAACGCCCUCUGGGUCACUGUAGCAUCAUAUAUCCCGGUCGCCUCAUCUAUUGUGCCGGCUACUGAUCGACGUCAUGGCUUUAUUGUUUCGCAUCUGAAGCCGGGAAACAACUACUACUUCCGGGUGAAAGCUAUGAAUGCCUUAGGAGUCGGGGCCGCUAGUCAGCGCUCUAUGACGUAUCGUAUUCCCGCGGCCUCACCACCCAUAUAUCCCCGGAACAUCGGCGGUGGCGGAGGCUCUGUGGGUCUUCUCACCAUCACGUGGGAGCCUCUGCCAUCGGAAGACCAGGGCUCGACGGGUGUCGGGUAUCGGGUGCUGUGGCGACGGGCGAAUACCACCCGAUACAGCGAGGCGAACCUCACCGAUAAUGUAGGGCAGCACGUGGUGACUGUGGGUGUGGACAAUUACUACUUGCUGUACGAGGUCAAGGUCGCAGCCUACAACAACAUGGGACCGGGCCCGAUGUCACCGGACGGCGUGUUCAUCUACUCGGCGGAGGAGAUUGCAAAGGGCGUGGUCACCAAUCUUUACGCUUGGCCUUACAACUCCACUGCCAUCCAGGUCACGUGGGACAUUGUGCCGAAUAUCAGAGAGUUCAUGGGUGGAACCCUCAUGGGCUAUCAGAUCAAUUUCAAAGUGCGCUUCGAUCCGAACGCCGGUUGGGACGCCAUCAGCUGGCGUGGGGAGACAUCGCACGGGGUGGUGAUAGGUCUGACACCGUACACGUGGUACUCAGUGGACAUGCAGGUGCUCAACACGGCGGGGAUGGGGCCGCGAAGCGAGAUGUUCCAUGCCAGGACUUUCAAAGAUGCUCCUAAGCUGUAUCCGGUGGACGUACGCGUGCUACCCCACUCAACCAACAGCGUCCAGGUCACGUGGCGUGGUGUAAUGACGCAGGUGGGCGAGGAGAACAUAGAGGGAUACAAGAUCCUGUACUGGCAGGCGACAGACGACAUCCGGUCCGCCGUCAACGUGAGUACGGGUCGCGCGGACAGUGAGCAGAUAGUGGAUGGCGUGCAGAAGGGCCGAGUAUACCAGCUCCGCGUGUUCGCAUUCAGCCGGGGCGGCGACGGCAGAUACAGCGAGGCCGUCUAUUUCACGCUAGGAGGAAUGGUCGCGUUCGAUCCUUCAUCAUCGGAAAUCCUUGCAGCUGCAGCAACAAUCGUACGUCCAGGACGCUACUUGAACAUCCAAUGUAUUUCAAGUGUCCUUGUUACGGUCAUAUGCUCAUAUUUCACCUCAGUAUUUGUUUUAUAGUCCCAGACUUUUGAUUUUUUGGACACAAGUAAUUUUUUUUUAAACAUUUAAAGUGUGCUCAUCUUUUUUCAUCAGCACGUUAAGCACGAAUGUAGAUUAUCUUUUCUUUAAGAGAAUGUCUAUGUUCAAAUUAACCAUUUAAUGCUAAACUAUUUAAAUAGUUUUAGAACUGCAGAAUGUGUGGUUACAGGAAGGCUUAAUAAUACAUUCGUAAACGACGAUCACUUUACUUGCAACGUACCCUGUAUAACUUAGUAAGUAAUAAUGAGGUAAUGAAAUGGUCAUGGACAUUCUAUGGCUGGAAAUGUUUCUAGAUAAAACAUAAUGUCAAAUCGUUACCUAGCAUGCGUAUUUUUUCUCCACUUUCCAUAGGUAAACUUCUUUAUACUUGCCUUCCAUAAAACAAGUAUAUAACUAUUAGUUGUUCGACUUUUUAAUUCUUGUUUAUGAAUACAAUAUUAGUUUUUGUGUUUUUUUUAUACAGGUCUUUUAAAAGGACUCAUUCCCAAAGUUUAAUGCUUUUAGAAAAUUUUCUUAAAUGUUUUAACGUACAAAAUUGCAUUUUUAAUAAUCAAAACCAAAAUUGUUUUAUAUCAACAAAUAAAAGUUCUUUACGUUUUUACUUUACCCGAUACAUUUGGAUUCAAAAAUAUACGCAGGUAUAAUCUUUCGCUUUCAAGCGAGUAUGUUUAUUGCUAUGUUGGGUUUUCAUGUAUUUUAAGAAUUAUUCAUGAAAAUAUUUAUUUAUGUUAUGUAUUUCGACUGAACCUUGUUCAUAUACAAAACGAGAUUUUCCUAAAUAACGAGAGUUAUUGCGCGUGUAUUAAUACAUACAAUUUAUAUAUUCAGUAUUGUCGUUUUGUCGAGCUGUUAAGAAGUGCCAUAAAAUGUUUGCUAAGGAUUUUGAAAAUCAGGAGUCAAAUUACCCCGAACUUGAAAUGUUCAAGGGUCUAAUUAAAUUUUCAUGGAUCAAAAUACUGAUGUCAGUUCAUAUUUUAUUUCUGUAUAUUUGUUAAAUUGUCUUCAAAAGCUGUUUUGCAUAAUAUUAAGUUACAUACCAUGCAAUAUUAGACAUUUUAGAUAUAUUUUGGCGUUCUUUGUAACAGUUGCAUUAAAAUGAUGCAAUGGAGAUUAAUUUUUGAAGUCAAAGCUGAGAAAAAAAUGUAAUGCUUGCAUCAAAAGGCAGGAUUCUGCGUCAUUGAAAUCCCUGAUUAUUUAUAAUAUGUAUAUACUAUAGUAUAUAAUGUGUUGUAAUAAUCAACAAUAAACGAUGUCAUAUGUACGGAAUCGCAUAUUCAGGUUUAUGUACAUCUUUAUCGUACAUAAUUUGAAUGUUAAUAUAAUUUAUUACUAAUUUUAUUCUUUUAUGCUUGUUUAUAUACAUUCAUUUUGCAUGCUUGCAUUAAAAAUGCAUGUUAUGUUUACAAUCUUUGAUGUAUUCAUGUUUUUAACGCAUCAAAUGUUAGACAAUACCAUUUGAAAUCGACAAAUAGGUAAGUCUUGCCUAGCAAUCAAAGAAAGCUACAUUGACAAAAAUUUGCUACAAUAUGGACACAUGAAUGAUGUGCCCCCAAAAUGUAGAAGUAAUGGUGGAAUAUAUAAUGAGGUACUUAUAAGGCUGUAUAUUCGGAUUUAAGUUCGAAUACGCCAGCGGCAUAUACAUUAUUUUGAAUGUUCAUUAUGCACUGAACCAAUAAAUCUUUUUGGUGAAAUA